Penicillium angulare is the source of this 1317-nucleotide messenger RNA. It is a transcript of the gene utr2, whose product is annotated as putative cell wall glucanase (Utr2). Gene Ontology annotation, biological process: fungal-type cell wall organization; carbohydrate metabolic process. The coding region runs from base 1 to 1317 and encodes 438 amino acids. The record is from RefSeq and is a predicted model, not a curated record. Gene Ontology annotation, molecular function: hydrolase activity, hydrolyzing O-glycosyl compounds; glycosyltransferase activity. Gene Ontology annotation, cellular component: fungal-type cell wall. The transcript has 3 exons. NCBI's taxonomy places the organism in Eukaryota, Fungi, Ascomycota, Eurotiomycetes, Eurotiales, Aspergillaceae.
AUGGUCCGUUUCGUGACCUCUCUCUCCCUCCUGGCCCUCUCCGCCACGGCCUGGGCUACCACUACUUGCAGUGCUAGCAGCCAGUGUCCUAAGGACAAGCCCUGCUGCUCCCAAUAUGGCGAGUGUGGUACCGGCGCAUACUGCUUGGGUGGUUGCGACCCCCAGGCCUCUUUCGCCAUUGACGCGUGUGCUCCUAUGCCUGUCUGCCAGAGCAAGAGCUACACCUGGGAUAACCUCGACAACUCCGUCUUGAACACCAAGUACCUCGGCAACACUACCGACGCCGACUGGACUUACUCUGGUUUCCCCAAGACUGAGAAUGGCUCUCUCCUCAUGACCAUGCCCAAGGAAUCUGUCGGAACUCUCUUCGCUAACAACCACUACAUCUGGUACGGCAAGGUUUCCGGAAAGAUCAAGUCCAGCCGCGGCAAGGGUGUUGUUACUGCAUUCAUCCUACUCUCCGAUGUCAAGGAUGAGAUCGAUUACGAGUGGGUCGGUGCCGAUCUCACUGAUGUGCAAACCAAUUACUACUGGCAGGGUGUUCUCGACUGGCACAACAGCGCCAACGCUACCUUCAGCGGCGAUGACAGCUUUGACGACUGGCACACUUACGAGAUCGACUGGCAGCCCGACCAGCUCCAGUGGAUCAUCGACGGCGAAGUUAAGCGUACCCUGAAGAAGUCCUCCACCUACAACGAGACCUCCAAGCAGUACCAAUACCCCCAGACUCCUUCUCGUCUCCAGAUGUCUCUCUGGCCCGCCGGUCAGUCCAGCAACGCCGAGGGUACCAUCGCCUGGGCUGGUGGUGAGAUCGACUGGGACAGCGAGGACAUCAAGGACAAGGGUUACUACUACGCUACCAUCGGCCAGGUUGACGUGCAGUGCUACGCCACCCCCGACGGCAUCACCACCAAGGGCAACACCUCAUACGUCUACACCUCCAGCGACGCCAUGGAGUCCGAUAUCGAAGUGACCAGCAACUCCACCAUCCUGGGCUCCUUGGGUGCCACCGGUCUCGACCCCACUCUCGGUGCCAACAGCUCUUCUUCCGCCACCAGCAGCGGCAGCGACAGCGUCCCCACCAAUUCCAGCGGUGGCAGCGGUAGCGCCGGUAACAGCACUACCUCUACUGGUUCUGGAUCUGGAUCCAACUCCGGCUCUGGCUCCGGUACCUCCACUGAGUCCGGUAACCCCUCUUCCACCUCCAGCUCUUUCAGCCAAGGUACUAGCAGCAGCGCCGCCAACCCCAGCGACCGUGUCCUGAGUGGCUCGCUCUUCGCAGUCCUGGUUGCUGUUGGUGGUCUGGUGACGCUGUAA